AUGGCCCCAUCCAACCAGCUGGGCAAGCGUGUCAAGUUGACGCAGAUUCGCCGGCCCUUUGUUGUCGGCACCACCGCUGUGCCCUUCUCCGAGUCGAACCCGAAGCCGCCGGGGACACCCGACAACCACACGCACUCAUGGCAGGUCUUUGUGAAGGGUCUCGAGGAUACAGAUAUUACGUAUUGGGUGCGCCGCGUUCAGUUCAAACUGCACGAAUCGAUCCCGAAUUACGUUCGCAUGGUCGAAGGGGAACCCGGCAAGCCGUUCCUCGUCAACGAGACGGGAUGGGGCGAGUUUGACAUCACCAUCAAGCUAUAUUACGUCAAUGAAUCCGGCGAGAAGCCGCAGACGCUCUACCAUUACCUUCGCCUCCACCCGUACGGACGCACUGAUGAAGAAAAGGCCUCCAUGGUAGCGGCCAACGGCGAGGUCCGUGCCUGGAGUUACGAAGAGCAGCUCUUCAACGAGCCGUAUGAGGCCUUCUACCAGCUCCUCACCGCCGGAGCCGUGCCGCGGGGAUGGAAACCGUCCGGGGGCACGGGCGGCAAGGGCAAGGGCAAGAACAAGGUCCCGCCGCCGCUCCCCGCCCCCGACAGCGGGGACGUCUGGGAGCGCACCGCUAUGAUUCCUCGCCAGAACCGGCCGGGCCAGCCUUUCAGCAUGGAGACGGAGGCGGCCGAGAUCAAGAAGCUGUCCGAGGCGCAGGCCAAGACGGAGGAAAUGACCAGGCAGCUGCUCGCGGACAUCAAGGAGCGGGAGCAACAGCUCGCCACGCUCAAGGCCGAGAACCAGGCGGCCGCAGCGGCUGCGAAACCUACCGCCUAG
Messenger RNA from Purpureocillium takamizusanense, 825 nucleotides. RefSeq names its product NuA4 histone H4 acetyltransferase complex and the SWR1 complex subunit (gene YAF9). The transcript has 2 exons. NCBI's taxonomy places the organism in Eukaryota, Fungi, Ascomycota, Sordariomycetes, Hypocreales, Ophiocordycipitaceae. Gene Ontology annotation, biological process: regulation of DNA-templated transcription. Bases 1 to 825 code for a protein of 274 amino acids. The record is from RefSeq and is a predicted model, not a curated record.